This is a messenger RNA of Penicillium oxalicum, 1602 nucleotides long. Its product is annotated as putative actin-related protein RO7. The coding region runs from base 1 to 1602 and encodes 533 amino acids. Lineage: Eukaryota; Fungi; Ascomycota; Eurotiomycetes; Eurotiales; Aspergillaceae. The transcript has a single exon. The record is from RefSeq and is a predicted model, not a curated record. Gene Ontology annotation, biological process: microtubule-based movement.
AUGUCAGUCUCAUCAAGCUUGCGAUCCUCGCAGACAGUUCGGCCGUCUUCGCCUCACACCCCUCAGCAGCCACCUGCCCGAUCGGCCAAUACUUCCUUCGCAAGCACGACGUCUGCUGGCUCAUCAUUUCGGAACGAGGAGGAUGCGAUCAUCUUUGAAAUAGGUGCAAGAUGGCUACGAGCGGGGUUCGAGGGAAGUGGGACACCCACCUGUACCGUGAGUUUCGGCCCCGAGGAGUCGCGAAGAGUAGGAGACUAUCGCGGUUGGAUUGCAGGCGCCGUGGAGACGGGACUUCUGGCGCAACCUGUCGACGCCGAGGAUUGGGUGCGGGACUACGAGAUAUGGCGGCCGAACCUUCGGGAUGUGGAUUUGGACCUGCUGGAAGACAAGAUUGAGCGACUCUUCCGCGAAACGUACAACAAAUACCUUCUCACAGACGCUGGCUCGUCUCGGCUGGUUCUUACUCUUCCUUCACUCAUGCCGCAUCCGCUGCUUUCAUCGCUUCUAUCUACGCUAUUCAACCGCUGGCGGUUUCCUACCAUCACCUUGCUUCCCAGUGCAGCCAUGUCGGCAACCGCUGCGGGGCUGCGGUCUGCCUUGGUGAUCGACCUCGGAUGGGCAGAGACUACAGUGACCGGACUCUAUGAGUACAGGGAAAUCACGGCCAAACGAAGUGUCCGGGCGAUGAAAUGCCUGCAACAAGAGAUGGGCCGCUGCCUGACUCGUCUAGCAUCCGAGGAAUCGCCUCAUCAAAGCAACAGCGGGGACAUCUCGGUGGGAUUCGCCUAUUGCGAAGAGAUCCUCACGCGAUUUGCUUGGUGCAGGCCGCAUACAGGAGCAGAAGACGACGCAGUGCGUGAAACACGACUAGUGUCGAUCCCAUCCCCCAUGAACCCCGGGGAAGAGUUUUUAGAAGUGCCCUUUUCCCGCCUUGCCGACCCCGUGGAUACGGUGCUCUUUGCAAAGGACAUGGCGGAAACGGAUUUGGACGAUGAGGAAAAGCCGAUUCCGCUGCUUGUUUACCAUACUCUUCUGGCCUUGCCGCCUGACGCACGCGGGAUCUGCAUGUCGCGUAUUGUCUUCGUUGGCGGCGGAUCUCGUAUCCCAGGCGUGCGAAGGAGAGUUCUCCAGGAGCUGAAUUUGCUUAUCAAGCAGCAUGGAUGGAGUCCGGUUCGGGGUAAAGCUCUUGAACGACAACGGGAACGAUUGGAGAAGCUACGGAUAUCACCUCGAACGAGUCCACAGCCACAGAUGCCGCCAGCUGAUCCGCCCGAAGAAGAUGCUUCGGAUCCCCCAAAGCCGCACCCAUCGCAAGAGGAGCCCGAGAUCGACUUUGUAGAGCAGAAGCUCCGCCGACAGAACAAAGAAACACAUGUACCAGUUCACGGAAUCGUGAGAGAGAUUGAGUCUCUGGGGGCCUGGGCCGGUGCCAGCCUGGUGACCAGCCUGAAAUUGCGAGGGAUGGUCGAGAUUGAGCGAGAAAAGUUCCUGCAGCACGGACUCGCUGGCGCCAGUCGCGAAUCUGAACCCGUCGUUCCUGAUCGUCGAUCCGGCUUGAAGGCGGGAGAUCGAUCUAGUUGGACACUGGCCGGUUGGGCGUGA